AGAUAGUUGACAGAUAGCAGUACAUAUCGUUGACACUUGUAUAGUAUAUUCUCAUUCAAAUUAGAAUAUUCGAUUGAACCAUUUGUUUUCACACGAUCGAAAAAUAUAAAAAUGUCGUUUGAAGGAAAGGUUAUUUUAAUAACUGGUGCCAGUUCUGGCAUUGGAGCCGCAACCGCUGAAUAUCUAGCCAAACAGGAUGCAAGUUUGGUUUUAAUUGGCCGCAAUGAUGAAAAAUUACAGAAAGUGGUCGAUUCAUGUUUGAAAUCAACAAACAAUGUGCUCAAAAUUAUUGCCGAUGUGUGCAUCGAGGCGGAUGCAAAUCGUAUAAUUCAAGGGACAAUUUCCAAAUUCUCAAAAUUGAAUGUAUUAAUCAAUAGUGCUGGUAUUAUUCAAUCUGGCUCAAUUGAAACAACCACAAUUGAACAAUAUGAUCGCAUAUUUGAUGUCAAUGUUCGAGCCCUAUUUCGUAUAACGCAACUGUGUAUUCCGCAUUUAAUCGCCACCAAAGGUAACAUUGUAAAUUUGUCGAGCGUUUGUGGUAUUCGAUCAUUCCCAAAUGUUUUGGCUUACAACAUGUCAAAAUCGGCCGUCGAUCAAUUUACAAAUUGUGUGGCACUGGAGCUAGCCGAAAAGGGGGUUCGCUGCAAUAGUGUAUGUCCGGGAGUGAUAAAAACUGAACUUCACAAACGUGGUGGCAUGGAUGAUGAGGCAUAUGAACGUUUUUUGGAACAUUGCAAAAAAACACAUGCUCUCGGUCGUGCAGGAAAUGUUGAUGAAGUUGCGGCGGCAAUUGCAUUUCUUGCUAGCGAUGCUGCUAGUUUUAUUACGGCUGUUCAAUUGCCAGUCGAUGGUGGACGACAUGCAAUGUGCCCUCGUUAAAAUAAGGAAAACACAUUCAAUCAAAGUAUAUUCUUCAAAAAAUAUUAUACGAUACAUUUUGUACCUGGAUUUAUUGGAAAUCGAGAAUAUUCAUUUGCAAUUAUGUACAAUAAAUAAAUGUUUAA
Molecule: messenger RNA, 1004 nt
Organism: Contarinia nasturtii (swede midge)
Lineage: Eukaryota; Metazoa; Arthropoda; Insecta; Diptera; Cecidomyiidae
Product: 3-oxoacyl-[acyl-carrier-protein] reductase FabG-like
Exons: 3
Coding region: 112-879 (255 amino acids)
Molecular function (GO): oxidoreductase activity
Source: RefSeq, a predicted model, not a curated record